Molecule: messenger RNA, 891 nt
Organism: Thlaspi arvense
Lineage: Eukaryota; Viridiplantae; Streptophyta; Magnoliopsida; Brassicales; Brassicaceae
Source: the annotation of a GenBank genome assembly
AUGAAGAUCAAAACGAAUUCGAAGCAGCUUAAGCUCUCCGUUCCAGUUCAGGAACCCCCGAUCUCUUCCUUCUUGACUGCAAGUGGAACGUUUCACGAUGGAGAUUUUCUUCUGAAUCAGAAUGGGCUUAAGCUGAUUUCAGAUGAGAAGCAACCAAAGCAUUUUGAUAGUAAGGAGCUUGAUUUCGAACUCACCCCUGAAGAUCUGGAGACUGUGAAAGUCAUUGGGAAAGGCGGUGGUGGAGUUGUACAACUAGUUCGACAUAAAUGGGUUGGCAAAUUUUUUGCUAUGAAGGUCAUCCAGAUGAAUAUACAAGAGGAAGUCCGUAAGCAAAUCGUACAGGAGCUUAAGAUAAACCAAGCAUCGCAAUGUCCACAUGUAGUAGUCUGCUACCACUCUUUCUACCACAAUGGAGCAUUUUCUCUUGUUCUUGAAUACAUGGACCGUGGAUCUCUCGGUGAUGUGAUCAGACAAGUCAAAACAAUUCUUGAACCGUAUCUUGCUGUUGUUUGUAAACAGCCAGAGAGAAUCAGCGGGAGCACAUAUGACUACAGCAGCGACAUCUGGAGUUUAGGCAUGUCAGUACUAGAAUGUGCCAUUGGGCGUUUCCCUUACUUACAAUCAGAAGAUCAAAAGGACCCGCCUAGCUUUUACGAGCUCUUGGCUGCAAUCGUAGAGAAUCCACCACCAACUGCUCCUUCUGAUCAAUUCUCACCUGAGUUUUGCUCCUUUAUAUCAUCCUGUCACUUCCAGUAUUUUUGUGCGUCUUUGAUUGAACAUUCUUGCGUUUUUCAGAGCCAUCCGUUCAUCAAGAAGUUCGAAGACAAGGAUAUUGAUCUUGAGAUUCUUGUCGGAAGCCUGGAAGAACCACCUGUGAACUACCCUGAUUAA